Molecule: messenger RNA, 1792 nt
Organism: Entelurus aequoreus (snake pipefish)
Lineage: Eukaryota; Metazoa; Chordata; Actinopteri; Syngnathiformes; Syngnathidae
Product: mucin-2-like
Exons: 2
Coding region: 128-1573 (481 amino acids)
Source: RefSeq, a predicted model, not a curated record
CCUGUCUUGUUGUUGGCAUGUGUCAGCGUGUGCUGCGGCGUCCUCGUCCUCGUCCUCCAGACCGGCACGACCUCAACGCGACGCUUUUCUUCGGGCUCCCGCGGCAGACAAGAUCUUCCGGCUAGCAAUGAUGGUCCUCAGGUUGAAGACCUACUGGUUCUUGUUGUGGACACUAGUGGUCUCAGUAGCGUCUCUCACGACCACGGGGACGGCAGAACUCGUUCUUCACCAGGAAGCUUCCACGCCACCUGGAGGCGUCUCUGCAGACCACAAACCUGAUGGGACUACACUCAAAACGGCGACUUUUAAAGACUCUCCAGAAGCAGCUGGCAGAACAUCAAACGAGGGGACUAUCUCUGGGACACAACCUACAGACGGUCAUCAGUCGUCUAGACCUUCUCCGGCAACGUCACCCAUCAUGGAGUUGGAAAGGAAUUCUACUCCAGUCUUGAUCCGAAACCACAGUCCUGAUCAGAUGUCCACGCCGCAGACUCCUGAACCGUUGACCACAUCAGACUCAUCCCAAAACCUCAGCAGUCCUCCAGUUCCUCAGACAACAGCAACAAGAAGUCUGAUCUCCACACCCGAGUCUCCUGAACCAUUGUUGUCCAACUCCGUCUCAGGCUUUGGGACAACUGGAGGAACAUCGACUGAUCUGAUGUCCACACCACAGCAUCCUGAACCGUUGACCACCUCAGGCUCAUUCCAAAACCUCAGCAGUCCUUCAGUUUCUGAGACUAUGGCCACAAAAGGAUGGAUCUCCACACCAGAGUCUACCCAACCGUCACUGUCCAACUCCCUCACCUCAGAGUCAUCCCAAAAUUCCAGCAGUCCUUCAGUUUCUGAGACCACAGCCACAAAAGUCUGGAUCUCCACACCAGAGUCUACCCAACCAUCACUGUCCAACUCCCUCACCUCAGAGUCAUCCCAAAACAUCAUCAGUCCUUCAGUUUCUGAGACUACAGCCACAAAAGUCUGGCUCUCCACACCAGAGUCUACCCAACCGUCACUGUCCAACUCCCUCACCUCAGACUCAACCCAAAACCUCAGCAGUCCUUCAGUUUUUGAGACUACGAGAAGAAGCCCGAUCUCCACACCAAAUCCUGAACCAUCAAGUCCCAUCACUGAGUCAUCUGCAGAACCAUCGAGGUCCAUCAGUUCCUCGUCUCCCACCAGCUUCCCAGUAACCACAAGAACUCCACCCUGCGUCCCCUCGAAGGACAGACCCAGAGUGGAGGAGCAGUCCUGCUCCACCCGUGGCCUAGUCAAGCCCUGCCUCAUCGCCAUUGCCUUCCUGGCGGGGCUGGCCACCGUCUUCAUGGUUUCCACCAUCGUCCUCUGCACCAAGCUGUCCACCAGGAAGUACCAAGUGAGGAGAGCCAAAGAGGCGGACACGGAGAUGACCUUCAUGUCGACGCUCAUGCCGGAAAGGUACUACGCGGGCGUGCGGCAGCGCAGCCCGCCGGUGACUAACGGGGUCCGCUUGCUCCCCAGCUUGGGGGACAGCGAUGAGGACACCAGCGAUAAUCACACACUCAGCAGCUUCCUGCCAGAAAGUGAUCGCUUUGUGUAGACGCACAUCAAACACAGACCUCUUGGAUGGAGGCGGAGCUUCAUGGUGCAGAUCUACAACCUGCUUCCAUGCACCAUCACAGCACCUGUACUCAUGCAUUGUGGAAGAGCUCCAGCACUCCUGUCAUAUAGAUGAUCUUUGACUCGCCCUUUUGGAAAUUGGUCCUUAAAAAACAGCAGAGCACUCCUGUUAUAUAAAUCGUCCUGUUAUAUAAAUCGU